Molecule: messenger RNA, 4300 nt
Organism: Sander lucioperca (pikeperch)
Lineage: Eukaryota; Metazoa; Chordata; Actinopteri; Perciformes; Percidae
Gene: plekhg3
Product: pleckstrin homology domain-containing family G member 3
Exons: 19
Coding region: 102-4184 (1360 amino acids)
Molecular function (GO): guanyl-nucleotide exchange factor activity
Source: RefSeq, a predicted model, not a curated record
UGUGUGUUUUAAAGCCACGGUGGCUUCAGGUCUGUUUAUAUUUUCUCUGUAUUGUCUGAGAAGGAGUUAGUGUGUAGCGCGGCGUGCUUGUAUCGGAGGCGAUGGGGUAUCAGAGGAGCGUCCGGCGCAGCCUGGCUGGUGGCGGUGGCGUUGGCGCCGUGGUCAGGUGUUCAUGUUCACACGAGGAAGUGAGGAUCUCGUUCAGGACCGGCGGGGGGGACGAGCAGCGGCUCAGACCCGUGUUCGUACGCCGCUGGUUCGAGUCUCCCCGCCUGUCCUGCGGCUCCAUCAGCAGCAAUGAGCGCGCUCCGUCGGCCACGCCGUCCGACUCCUCCGACCGGCGCCCGCUGAGCCUGAUCUCCACGCUGUCCUCCGGCUCCGGGUCCUCCCGGGACGCCCAGGACGCCGCCUUGAGCGGCGAGGGGGAGGAGCCUGACAGGAAAGGGCGGAGCCUCGGCCUGGAACUCAACAACAACAACACGGACGCCUCAGAAACCACGGCAACGUGGGGAGACAACAGAGCUCUGAUUCGCCGCCAGCAGACGCCGGUCGCCAUGGUGCCCAGCUCUCAGCUGACCUACCUGGACCGCGUCGUCAUGGAGCUCAUCGAGACGGAGAGGACGUACGUCAGAGACCUGCGCAUGAUUGUAGAGGACUACCUGGCCCACAUCAUCGACCAGAGCGAGGUGUCCAUCCGUCCCGAGCAGGUCUGCUCUCUGUUCGGAAACAUCGAAGACAUCUACGAGUUCAACAGCGAGCUGCUUCAGGCUCUGGAUCGCUGCGACAACGACCCGGUCGCCGUCGCCCGCUGCUUCGUCGACAAGAGCGAGUACUUUGAGAUCUACACGCAGUACUGCACCAACUACCCCAAUUCGGUGGCAGCGUUGACAGACUGCAUGAGGAAUAAAUCUCUGGCCAAGUUUUUCCGGGAGCGUCAGGAGCUAUUGAAGCGUUCGCUGCCUCUGGGAUCAUACCUGCUGAAACCUGUUCAGAGGAUCCUCAAAUACCACCUGCUGCUCCAGGAGAUAGCGAAGCACUUUGACCACCAGCAGCAGGGCUAUGAUGUGGUGGAGGAGGCGAUCAUCACCAUGACGACCGUGGCGUGGUACAUCAACGACAUGAAGAGGAAACACGAGCAUGCUGUCAGACUGCAGGAGGUGCAGUCUCUGCUGCUGAACUGGAAAGGCGCGGACCUCACCACGUUCGGAGAACUGGUUCUGGAGGGAAACUUCAAACUCUAUCGAGCCAAAAACGAGCGAACGCUCUUCCUGUUCCAGCGCAUGCUGCUCAUCACCAAACGCCGCGGAGAUCUCUACAUCUACAAGGCGCACAUCUCUUGCUCCACUCUGAUGCUGAUUGAAAGUGCCAAAGACUCUCUGAGCUUCAGUGUGACUCACUACAAACAUCCCAAACAGCCGCACACCUUCCAGGCGAAGACGGUGGAGGAGAAGAAGCUCUGGGCUCAUCACAUCAAACGCAUCAUUCUGGAGAAUCACCAUGCCCUCAUCCCUCAGAAGGCUAAAGAGGCCAUCUUGGAAAUGGAUUCCAUAUAUCCUCCCGGGUAUCGCUACAGUCCUGAGCGGCUGAAGAAAGCUCAUUCCUCUCAGGCUGACGAGCUUCCACGAGACGGUCGCCAGGGACGACCACAGUCCGAGCCGACCAAAGAAAUACUAAAGAGCACACAAGACGUCUUUAAGGAGGUAAACAAAGGAUCUUCUAACGGCUGCAAGAAAGAAAAUGGCCAAGUGACUGAAGAAGAAGCUGCAACUGAAGCGAGAUGCGAACAGCCCUGCAAAGAUAAUCUUCCUCUGGAGAAGACGUCAGAGUUCGAACCGACAGAAGAAAACCAAGAACCAGAACCAGAACCCUGCUCUAAUCCCGACAGUUUGUCUGCUACACCCCCACGGAUAUCCGCGUCUCCUCGACAGUCGGACAGAUUGAAACUGGACGCCGAUCCGGAGCCGCCGUCCGCCACCACGACUGACUCUGAUUUCAAAAUCCUGAGUAGCGGGGAAUCCUCCGAGGAUGAGGCGUACCUGAAGGAGGCGCCGGAGAAAGUGGCCGGAUCGCCGAGCAUCCUUCCUUCCUCCGUCUUGGACAAAGCGAGCGCCAUCGCUCAGCACUUCGCCGGCAGCGUCAAACGCGGCAGCUUGUCGCAUGACGACGUUCGCUCCCCCAGCUGUGCGUCGCCACGGUUACCCAGAAGCGGCGGUAGCAGCAUUAUCAACCUUGGCACCGAACCUCUGGAAACUCUGCGUCUCAACAGCAACUCUCCUGAUUCUGAUUCGGCUUUCGGCGCGACAGAUCUGACGCUGCUGUCUCCACGGAGCGACAGCCUCUUUGAUGGCGAGCGAGGCCUUUGCCGUAGGCAGGACUCCACGCUGUCCAGGCAAGACCAGCUGCUCCUCGGCAAAAUCAAGACGUACUACGAGAACGCCGAGAGCAAGGACGCCACCUUCCGCAUCCAGCGCAGAGAGAGCCUGACGUACAUCCCGACCGGGCUGGUCAGAAGCUCCAUCAGCCGGCUCAACAGCAUCCCAAACGAUAAAACCGUCCGGACGAAUCCUGCCAACUUGGCCCCAUGCUUUAGUCUCGAGUCAAACUCUGCUUUGCCCGCAGAUACCCAGAGUCACAUGGUCUCUAGUGACUCUUUGGACUCUUUCAAGUCUGAUCAGAGAAGUACCGAUCCAGAAGACUCAGAAGGAAUCACUUGGUCCAGAUCGCAAAGCUUGCAGGACAAUCCGUCCGAGGACGACGAGUUCAGACCAUCAUCUGAAAUGAUCAAGAUCUGGCAGACGAUGGAGCGAGAGAUCACAGGAAACCAACGCUCUCGAGAAGCUCCGCGAAUCCCCAGAAUGGCGACCGACGUCGGGACUAAAGCGGCGAACGAGAGCCGAGAGAGUGGAGCGUCCGACCUCAGCACCAUCACAGAGGAAUCCUCCAGUCUAUCGCCUCUGAAGCUCAAAGCCUCUGGUGCGAAUCGGACAAGAAGUCGUAGACAGGACGGGGUAAAAGUGUUCGGGGAAGACGCUGUGGGCCUCAGGGCGGCGAUUCCUCGGGUCUCCCAGCUGAAUCAGAACUACGAGGCAGAGGCAGAAAGGCGGAGCAAGGAUUCAAACCAGCAGGUUGAGGUAGACAAGACGAAGAGCAAAGUCCUCCAUCUGGCCCGCCAGUACAGCCAGCGACUCAAAACAUGCGAACCAGCGGUCGGACAGAGAAGUUCCCACCUCCUAAUGAACCGGAAGACUCUACCCUGCGUGCUGGAAGAGAGGGAGAGUACAGGUAAACCCAGCCUGACUCUGCCACUAGUUUCUGAUAACCAGGCUCCCUCUCUGCCGCUGCGCCCUGCAGACAAGAUCCAAUCUGUGGCGCCGGGCCUCGCCAUCCACCCACCGGACCGGGCUCGCUCCCGCAGCCCCGUCAGCCCCAUCAGUCCUCUUCCUCCCAUCGAGGGCUUCAACUGGCCGGACGUCCGCGAACUCCGCUCCAAAUACUCGGACCACGGUCGCUCCCAGAAGAGUUCUGUCGGCCGAAGUCUCUCCAUCCCAGAGCAGAUGUUUGACCUGGGUCUGCGGAGGCACUCCAGCUGUUCCUCCAGCCUCCUCGCUGACGCAGCGUCUGGCGAGGUUUCUUCUUCUUCGUGCAAGCCUCGUGGCAGCCGUGGCACCAGCAGAGAGGAACGCAGAAAGCGUCUCCACCGAGCCAAUUCUCUGGACCCUCGGCUGAGUGGAGCACACACAGCCGAGCUGCAGACGCUCCAGGAUCAGGUUGCUACCGGCGACUACGAUGGUUACUACGUCGCAGCCGAGGCAUCGCUACCGGACGACCCCGAACACAAGAUCAUCGUCAUGGAGAAGCUUCCAGAGCCUGCUGAGUCCAAGCCUGUGGAAACAGCCGUAGAAGAAGACGACGACGACAAUUACAUUCAGAUCCGUUCACCGACCAGCAGGGAGAAGAUCUCCAUCAUGGCCGUCAUCGACCGCUGCCGGCUCUAUCAGGAGUCUGACGAAUAUCAACAGAGAGAGGACGUGAAAGCCAAAACUGAGCCAGACACUACGGCAGCACCGUCCAACGGUCAGAAUGACGAGACACAGAAAAUGGGUUCAAACGUUGGACAGAAGACAGAAGCCGGUCAGCAGAACAUCGUGAAAAAUCUGAGAGAAAAGUUCCAGAGCCUGAGCUGAAUAAACACCACAAUGAAACUCUUUAAAAAAAAAAACUGCAAGACGUCAUAUAAAACUCUAAAUUGAAGGUGCUGUAGGUAGGAUUAUGAAGAUCCAGGACUUAGCCAAAAAAUUUG